UCAGCUUCCGCGAAGGCGGGCCUUGCCCGGGCUGAUCCUCUCGAGGGUUGAUAAGCCCCGCGCCGGGUCCAGCGGGCACCAGAGUCCCGCCGUGCGUCGUCCUGUCGGAACGCUUUCCAGGCCCCAAGAUGAAACUGGUUAUUGCAGUUCUGUGUUUCGCCGUUGCAGUCUGCAUGGCGCUGCCUCCGCAUGGCAAACAGCGCGACGCGGAGGAGCGCGCGAGGCGGUCGCCCGGGGGCCGGGUGGUGGUCGACGUGGACCACGACAGCCGCCGCGGCACGGUGGCCACGGGCAAGGUGGGCGGCACCAUCUGGCGCAGCGACGACGGCCGCGCGCGCCUCGAGGGCGGCGCCCAGGCGUCCAAGAGGCUGGAGGGCGGCAAGCCCGACGUGGGCGGCUUCGUCAACUUCAAGGUGGACCUCGACUAGUGAGCCUCGCCUUUCCUCCUCCCUUGUAGACUACACCAGUUACCCCCUCGGCCGAAACAAACAAUCUUCUAAACUUCAAAACCCACUCACUAGAGUCGUCCACAGAUACUAUACCCUACCCACCAAUACAAUACUCUUCCGUAUACCAAGCAAUUUCCAUCCCUGCCAAAAGAUAUCAUCUCAUAUUCUCUAGUACCUUGUCCAACCCUCAAUGGUUUUAUACCCUGCUUAAAAGAACUACACCAAUUUUUAUUUUUUCCUGACCUAAACUAAAACUAAGUUUAUUGUUAGGGAGGGGUCUGGGUUAGGGAAGACUCCAUGUGCGUCCCAGGCCCUAAGCCUUCACGCCUCAUCAUGCUGGGUUUCAGCCAUGCAGAAAGGGUAGCAUGCAUCGUGUGCUUGUUCGAGGAUUAGACAACCAUGGCGGCAAUUGAUGGAAUUACUAUAUCCCCUAACUUAAACUCUAUACUGUAACUAGUCAACUUGGGCCCAGGUUAAAUAUUGCAAGCAUUAAGCAGGCAGGUUCUAUACAGGACAAUAAGGAUGGUCCGGAAGAAGUGUUGGUCGGGGCAGAGUGUUUCAACCGUGCCUAACAAUAAAUAUUCUAUUAUACCCACCAAUACAUUCCACGAACAACUCCUAUCAUUUCAUAAAUCCAUUAGUUCCAUCUUCUGCCCACAAAUACACAUUCUCGCUCAAUAAAACCUUACCUUCCCCUCCAACAUCAUCACACGCCCAUCAAUAUAUUUCCAUAAUCGUCAGUGCUCAUCAAUAAUGAUUAAUAUAUUAUCUGCCCAUAUAUUUAAUACAUAACCUCUCCUAUCACUUGCUCAUUAUGAGUUUACCUUAUCAACCAAUAAACUUAUUUAUCUAUAAUACUUUCCCCUAGCAAACCACUCUUUCUAAUAUUUAACGAUUAUAUUUAGGGGGAAUGAGUAUUUUCUCAUGUACCUAGGCUCUCAUGUACACAACGAUGCACUCUCGUACUUACUGGCAUCCUACACAACACUUUCUUUCCUGCCAAUUUCCUUGGCCACCCGAAAAGCUGCAGCGAACCACCUUGGACAUUGAAGAUACGUCGACUUCAAGAGAAACGUCAUUCAUCUUCAACAUAGACUCUAAGAACAGUUUACCUCUUGAAGGGUAAAGAUUUGAAAGAACUGAAUUGUUUAUAUAAGUGUUGUCUGCUUUACUGAAAAUUGAAUAAAUAUGUUUCUUGUUAUA
Messenger RNA from Bacillus rossius redtenbacheri, 1652 nucleotides. RefSeq lists its product as uncharacterized. Bases 129 to 428 code for a protein of 99 amino acids. The transcript is spliced from 3 exons. NCBI's taxonomy places the organism in Eukaryota, Metazoa, Arthropoda, Insecta, Phasmatodea, Bacillidae. The record is from RefSeq and is a predicted model, not a curated record.